Molecule: messenger RNA, 573 nt
Organism: Panonychus citri (citrus red mite)
Lineage: Eukaryota; Metazoa; Arthropoda; Arachnida; Trombidiformes; Tetranychidae
Product: malignant T-cell-amplified sequence 1-like
Exons: 3
Coding region: 150-416 (88 amino acids)
Biological process (GO): formation of translation preinitiation complex
Molecular function (GO): RNA binding
Source: RefSeq, a predicted model, not a curated record
AAUAACAAGAUGAAAAUGAUGAAAAUGAUAAAGAUAAUGAGGAUGUUGACUGUUUGUCCAUGAUAAUGGAAGAUAAUUAGUAACAGAGAGAUGAUCCUUAUCUUCCUACAUUGAAAUUACUUCAUAAAUAUCCGUUGAUUUGUCCAUUGAUGCAAGUUGAUUCCGGUGCCAUUCAGUUUGUCCUUCAAGGAGCCAAUGUAAUGUGUCCCGGUUUAACUUCCAGAGGUGCAAUCAUGACACCCGAUCUACCUGUUGGAUCGGUGGUCACUGUUAUCGCUGAUGGUAAACAACAUGCUCUUGCUGUUGGAAUUCUUAAAAUGUCAUCAAAUGAAAUAGCCCGAGUCAAUAAAGGAAUCGCUAUUGAAAGUUUACACUAUUUAAAUGAUGGUUUGUGGAGAUUAAAGCCGAUCAGAUAAUUGCAAUCUCUCACAUGUAAUGUUUAUUCAUCAAGAAGCUUUGAAAAAAAACACACUUGUUGAUGUUAUGGGUCAUCUAGUGUCCAAGUAGUUUCUUCAUCUUUGUAUUUUUUACAAACAAAUCUCUUGAUUUAAACAUUAAAUUCUUAAAUGAUCA